AUGCCUGAACCAUCUCAGAUAGCGAUGCCCGAACCAUCUCAGACAGCGAUGCCUGAACCAUCUCAGAUAGCGAUGCCUGAACCCUCUCAGACAGCGAUGACCGAACCAUCUCAGAUAGUGAUGCCUGAACCAUCUCAGAUAGUGAUGCCUGAACCAUCUCAGAUAGUGAUGCCUGAACAAUCCCAGAUAGCGAUGUCUGAACCGUCUCAGAUAGCGAUGCCUGAACCAUCUCAGACAGCCAUGCCCGAACCAUCUCAGAUAGCGAUGCCUGAACCAUCUGAGAUAGCGAUGCCUGAACAAUCUCAGCUAGUCAUGCCUGAACAAUCCCAGAUAGCGAUGCCUGAACAAUCUCAGAUAGCGAUGCCUGAACCAUCCCAGAUACUGAUGCCUGAACCAUCUCAGGCAGCGAUGCCCGAACCAUCUCAGAUAGCGAUGCGUGAACAAUCUCAGAUAGCGAUGCCCGAACCAUCUCAGACAGCUAUGCCUGAACAAUCCCAGAUAGCGAUGCCUGAACAAUCUCAGAUAGCGAUGCCUGAACCAUCCCAGAUAGUGAUGCCUGAACCAUCUCAGGCAGCGAUGCCCGAACCAUCUGAGAUAGCGAUGCCUGAACAAUCUCAGAUAGCGAUGCCCGAACCAUCUCAGACAGCGAUGCCUGAACCAUCUCAGAUAGCGAUGCCUGAACCCUCUCAGACAGCGAUGACCGAACCAUCUCAGAUAGUGAUGCCUGAACCAUCUCAGAUAGUGAUGCCUGUACCAUCUCAGAUAGUGAUGCCUGAACAAUUCCAGAUAGCGAUGUCUGAACCGUCUCAGACAGCGAUGCCUGAACCAUCUCAGACAGCCAUGCCCGAAACAUCUCAGAUAGCGAUGCCCGAACCAUCUCAGAUAGUGAUGCCUGAACUAUCUCAGAUAGUGAUGCCUGAACAAUCCCAGAUAGCAAUGCCUGAACAAUCUCAGAUAGCGAUGCCUGAACCAUCUCAGACAGCGAUGCCUGAACCAUCUCAGAUAGCAAUGCCUGAACCAUCUCAGAUAGUGAUGCCUGAACAAUCCCAGAUAGCGAUGCCUGAACAAUCUCAGAUAGCGAUGCCUGAACAAUCUCAAAUAGUGAUGCCUGAACCAUCUCAGAUAGCGAUGCCCGAACCAUCUCAGAUAGCGAUGCCUGAACAAUCUCAGAUAGCGAUGCCUGAACAAUCUCAGAUAGUGAUGCCUGAACAAUCUCAGAUAGUGAUGCCUGAACAAUCCCAGAUAGCAAUGCCUGAACAAUCUCAGAUAGCGAUGCCUGAACCAUCUCAGAUAGCGAUGCCUGAACCAUCUGAGAUAGCGAUGCCUGAACCAUCUUAG
Messenger RNA from Liolophura sinensis, 1338 nucleotides. RefSeq lists its product as uncharacterized. The record is from RefSeq and is a predicted model, not a curated record. The transcript has a single exon. Lineage: Eukaryota; Metazoa; Mollusca; Polyplacophora; Chitonida; Chitonidae. The coding region runs from base 1 to 1338 and encodes 445 amino acids.